AGUGCUCAAGCGAUCCUGUAUCGUGGCGAGCUCUUACGCAGGUUAGCAGCAAUGGCUUCGGCGACCAGGCCGAAGAAGGAUGACUUGUCAGAGGAGAGCACGACCCCACCCACACCGCCAAGCCCGGAGACGAUGCUCAUUGCCAGGCCGUUGAAGCCGCGCCGGCUCUCCUUCUCGGGUAGCACCGCAAGCGGAAUCAGCUGCCCCUCGGAUGACUGGGCAACUCCAAAUGCUGCAGGAUUCGACGACUCCCUUGAGGUGGAGAUGAAAAUGCAUGGACCGCCCGGCAUCGUGGACAUCGCCAUAGGUGGUACCCCCAAAGGGGCCCCGCCCAGUGGGCCGGCGCCCCUCAUGCCGGGCCAAGCUGCCGGACCUCCGCCGCCCUACUCGCCCAACCUCGUGGAGAAGAUGCCACAGACCCCCCCGCACCAGUGGCCGCACAGCGCAGGUUACGCACAUAGAGCACCUCUGCUGUCCAGCGGUCCUCCCACACCCAGCGGGGCCAUGCCAGCCGUGGCUGAUGCUUCACAGAGGCUGGUGUGGCCUGCCGACGACCGCGAGGACACGCUCGUGGCACAGGCACUGACAUUUUUGGCAAUGCUCCUGAGCGGGCCCAACGUUCCGAACCUGCCGCCAUGCGGCUGCUACGGUGGCAUGCUCAUCUCCUCCGCCAUCUCCGAAGGCCUCGGCGCACAAGCAGCAGAGGCCGCCAAAGCAGCGGCCGACGGCCACGGGGACAAGCCAGUGAAGGUGCUGCUUCCCUGGUAUCCGGAUCACCCUGGCCUUGUUGCUUUCGAUCACACCAAGCCGGCCAAGCUGGCGGAACCUCAGGAGACACAGGUGGAAGAACCAGAAGUUGCGAAGCAGCUGGCACAGAUGCUCCAUCAGCCGCACCUCGUGCAGCCGCCAUUGGUGCUGCCUCCGCCCGGCUGUGCCCCUCCCGUGAUGCAACCAAUGCCAGCUGUGGUUCCUCGUUAGGCGGAGGCGGUUCGCAACCCGCGACUCGCCGCAACCCGCGACUCGCAGUCGACUUCCGGAAGCGUGCAUUAGACGCACCUUCUCACCAGCUGUGCACGCGAGCCUCCCAUACAACGAACUUGUUGUUCUUGUUUGUUUGUGC
Messenger RNA from Effrenium voratum, 1120 nucleotides. The record is from the annotation of a GenBank genome assembly. Lineage: Eukaryota; Dinophyceae; Suessiales; Symbiodiniaceae.